AUGUACCUAUGCUAUCAGAUCCAAGGGCUUUCUUUCUUCACAUGUGGUGAAACCUAUGAGAUCAUUGUGUCGCCAACGCCCCUGGUAAAGCCUUCCAUGUUUUCCCGAUUUUCUGCAACGCCUGCAAAGGCGCGUGGCCGGGCCAAAGGCUCGGGGUCGGAGUUGGCUCGCUCCACCAACAAAACCCAUCAAGAGAGUCGUAACUCCGGAUAUGUUGCUAGCCCGGAUCACAAAGUCCUCUCCUUGGCAAAACGACAAAAGGCUGCCAGAGCCUGUGAUCGCUGUCGUAUACAUCGGACCAAGUGUGAUGAGCAGAAGCCUUGCACACAGUGCUCGAGCAUCAAGGCCGAAUGCAUUGUUUCCUAUGGCCCACCCCGCUCAACCCAGGUAGAUAACAGUAAUGGUGGCCAUGCGCGGCCGGUACCAGAGUCCGUAGCCCAUCAAACGUUUUCAUUCCCUUCGCCUACUGGCACUCCCUUCCAAUAUCAUGAUCUCAACAACGCCAGCGGCUCUACCGCACACACCAAUCAGACCAGCCCACAUGUCCCUCCCGCUAGCACAACCAGCCCACAGCAGAGUUUAUGGGCGACCAAUACCCCACCAGAGACCGUCCCAGAUGAGAUUUUCAAUGUCGCUCAUCUCCAUGGAUUCUUUGAUAGCGGGCAACCGGCGCCCUCAUCUUCGUCCGCCUCUGCUGGUUGCCUCUUCCACCAGCUUCCAUAUUCCGCGGUUCCUUCGGGGAUUUGCCUCCUUUCGUCUAACCCAUUAUUAAGGACUCAACGAAGUUAUUACCUUAGAUUGUUCUGGGACACAUGUCACCCCCUUCUCUUCAUCAUGAAUGAGAUGCAGUUUGCGGAGCUUGAUUCCUUAUCGCCACCAACGAUAUCCGACAAAUAUUCGGCAGGACACGCCCUGGUGGACUCCAUGCUCGCUCUGGGCAUACAACACAGUCAUACUACUGGCCUCGCCGGGCGCAUAUUAGGAGCCCAGCAACCCUCAACGGAAGCCGGCUGGCCUGGCUUCGAAUAUUUCGAUCGUUGCCGUGAAUGCAUGAGGGCAAACACACAGGUAACACUCGAUAUCCUACGAUGCCAUAGUUUAAUGAUAGUAUACCUGAUGAAAGGCAAUGCCUUUCGAGACUCAUACAGCCUCCUGGGCAUAACCAUACGCAAAGCGUACAUUGCAAAGCUCAGUCGACCACCCCCAAGCCAUUUACCGGAAUGUGAAAAGACUGCGCACAUGCAGCUGUGGUGGAUGCUUUUUUGUCUUGACCUCCAGUGCUCAUUGCAGCUUGACAUGCCGACCGCCAGUCAGGAGAGUUUGGUAAAAUGCCCACUCCCCACUGAGGAUGCUCUCAAUCGUUACAUUUCCUGCCCCGGCCAUCUGGAGGAGAGCGUGAGCCCUUACAUAUACACCACUUGCUUGAUGAACCUCGCCCUCAUCGUAGCCGACAUUGCCGCGUGCUUUUUGGCUGCAGACUUGGAUGAAGACGACACAGGUAGUCCAGCCGCUUUGGAACAACACGCCCUGAAACUUUCCUCCACUCUUCAAAGGCUUGAGAUCUGGCACGAUCACCUACCCUCAGAAGUGCGACUAGCACAAGGAGGGAGGGGGUUCGUUGACCCCGAAGUUCUUGACUUUGUUCCCGAUCCUUCACUACCGGUCUGGCUCCAGAGGCAAAGAGUGCUCUUAGAGCUCCACUAUCACAACACGUAUAAUCUCAUCCAGCGCCCGUUCAUAUGUAUUCGCUACACGCACUCCAGCGUUCCGAAUGGUGUGGCGACCCCGCUUGACACCCGACAACCACAGACCGAACUACAUAUGAGUAGUGCUUUACAUCACUCAAUCAUGGUUGUCGAUAAAGUGUUUACCAUAUGCUCCACCUCUGAACUCCUAUACGGGUGGUCAGAGGUCUUACAGCCACUUUGGAACGCGACCUUGACAAUUAUGGCUUAUGUGUAUGCAAAGACACUGAGCUUCGAGGUGCCGCGUGCUCUUGAAUCUCUCAAGCGUGCUCAGGCUGUUAUCGAAUCCUUCUCUUCCACCUCCCUCAGUGCUCGCUCUGUAAAGAACGUCAUAAAUUCACUUGUCAGUAGCCUGCAGAGCAUGUCGGCUCAAGGGCCAGCUACGGCCCCUAAUGAAGAUGUGAUGGGCUGGGAUAUUUUCACAUCCCUGCUUGAGAGGCAAUCGUGCCCAUCCGCCCUGGACACAACUCUCCAUCCUACGAUAUCCACCGUGGAAUGUUCUUCCCACCCUUAG
Messenger RNA from Penicillium malachiteum, 2259 nucleotides. RefSeq names its product Zn(II)2Cys6 transcription factor. The transcript has a single exon. Lineage: Eukaryota; Fungi; Ascomycota; Eurotiomycetes; Eurotiales; Aspergillaceae. The record is from RefSeq and is a predicted model, not a curated record. The coding region runs from base 1 to 2259 and encodes 752 amino acids. Gene Ontology annotation, cellular component: nucleus. Gene Ontology annotation, biological process: positive regulation of transcription from RNA polymerase II promoter by galactose; DNA-templated transcription. Gene Ontology annotation, molecular function: zinc ion binding; DNA-binding transcription factor activity, RNA polymerase II-specific; RNA polymerase II cis-regulatory region sequence-specific DNA binding.